AUGAUACCCUUUAUAAUACCCCUACUAGCUGAAUUUGCCAUAUCAGUCACGGCAACGGCAGCAGGAACGGCAGCCUGCACAAACAUCACGACCCAAUUAGGCUCAUCCAAAGUCAACACUAACCAACUGAGCCUGGAUUACACCGAAAGCCUCGAAUACUGGAACACAAUUCAAGACAGCUAUAAACCAACUUGCAUCGUCUUCCCCAGCUCUGCUCAAGAUGUAUCCAUAUGUCUACAAGCAAUCCGUGCCGCAGGAAGUCGCUUCGCAAUCAAAGCCGGCGGUCAUAACCCCAACACAUUCUAUUCAUCCGUCGAGGCAGGCGUUCUCCUAGACCUAAACAGCAUGACCGCCAAAUCCUACGACACAGAAACCACCCUGGCAACAUACGAACCAGGCGGCGUCUUCGGCGACAUAUACGAAUACUUCGCACAGUGGAACCGCACAGUCGUCGGGGCCCGCCUAGCAGGCGUAGGAACAGGUCUCGCCCUAGGCGGCGGAAUGAGCUACCUAUCACCCCAAUACGGACUCGCCUGUGAUUCUUUCCGCGAACUAGAAAUCGUCCUUCCAGACGGGCAAAUCGUCACAGCAUCCAACGAGACAAACGCUGAUCUAUUCUUCGCCUCACGAGGCGGUGGCGGAAAUGCGUACGGCGUUGUAACGAAAUACACAGUCCAGAGCCGGCCGAUCGGCGAGUUCUGGGCUGGUAAUCUGAUCUACGUAUUCGAGCAGCGGGAUGCCGUGAUUGAGGCCAUUGGGAACUUCAUCAUCUACAAUACCGACCCUAAGGCUGCUAUUAUUGGUACUUAUGAGAAACUGCCAACACCGGAUUUGAAUCUUAAUCUUGACGAGGCGAUUAUCAUGUUCCUUGUUUAUGAUGGGUCGGAUCCGGGUGACGCGUUUAAGAAUUUCACGGAUAUUACUGCUUUGCUCGAUACGACGGGUAUAAAGAGUUAUAACGAUGUUGUCAAUAUGCCUAUUCCGAUGUCGACGGAGAUCUCGCGCGGUGCGAAUAUGUUCCGCGUUGGAGUUCAUCGCCCGGGGAACAAUUCCUACGAGAACGCGCUUGAUACGUGGCGUGAGUGGGCGGAGGAGAAUAAGGGGAGCUAUGAGCUUCUUUCUUUGGAUUUUCAGCCCGUUCCGAAGAGUCUUACGGAUGCGAGUAAGGCGCAGGGUGGGAAUGCGAUGCAGAUGCCCGACGGGCCGUAUUUCUGGUUGAACUAUUUGAUUACGACGCCGCCUGGGAUGAGUGAGGUUGAUUAUGAUACUGUGCAGGCUAGUUAUCGGGAUAUGGUUAAGGGCACCGGGAAUGCGGAGGGGUUGCCUUUGUUUAUCAAUGAUGCGAGUUAUGAUCAGAAUCCAUUGCAGACUUUUUCGACAUUUGAAAAGUUGCAGGGGAUUAAGAAGAAGUAUGAUCCAGAUAACUUUUUUGUGGAUUAUACUGGAGGGUGGUCAUUUGCUUAG
Molecule: messenger RNA, 1464 nt
Organism: Penicillium odoratum
Lineage: Eukaryota; Fungi; Ascomycota; Eurotiomycetes; Eurotiales; Aspergillaceae
Product: FAD-binding oxidoreductase
Exons: 1
Coding region: 1-1464 (487 amino acids)
Molecular function (GO): FAD binding; oxidoreductase activity
Source: RefSeq, a predicted model, not a curated record